AUGUCAUCAACAAAGUCUGAAGCGGUUGAACUGUCAGUCGAUCACCUACGUCACACCACCGAUUUACAAAUCUCCCCCAAUGGCAAAGUGGUUUCUAGCAACAUAUAUUCGAGACGUUUGGUCUCGUCUAUCCUAUCUGAAAGCAAGCAUUACGUCAGUAUACGGUGCAAUAAUGAAUCACACCCAUUGUAUGGAACCUUUAUGUCUGAAAUUUUGGGCGCCAUAUUUGAAUGGGACGCAUUCGUCGUCAAUCUUUUACGAGAUGCAAAGCGUGCUGAAUUGAAAUUGGCUGGAAAACCAAACCCAUCUACGGAAACUGUUGAAAAGGCCGUCACCAAAACAGAACUAGCCCGCCACUGCCGUAGAAAGACGAGAGGAACGGAGGUUACAAUUCGUUUGCUGGACCAACUUCGCUCAUCCUUCACUGGAAUAACAGAUAGUAUUGGAGUGCCGCUUUUAAAAGAAGACGCUAUUGAUAUUUUUGAAACUGAAAAACGGCACGUGAAUUGCAUUCAAGAUCCCGAUGAAGUCCAGUUAUACACAAAAACUGGCGAACUUGUCAAAGGUGGAAUAACCCUUCAGGUCUACAGAUGCUCUAGAGGGACGACAUCACUCGAGAGUUUCCAUAGCCAUAUCAAAAACUUUAUUCCAGGAAACGCUGCUAAUGAUUUCCAUUUUCAAGCUUUUCUUUUGGAUGGCAUUGCCAGAUGGGACUUAGCGAGAUCUUCAUCAUCCAUCGAGCCCACUUCCAGGCUCCGAUUUUUUUACCGGAAAUUGCAAGAAAAGAUCAAUCGCUUAUCCACUGGCGUUUUGGGAAUAGCUGCUGAUCCGCUGUUCACUCCACUGUCGGUAUAUACCGGAGAACUUUUCGGGGUAGAGUAUUAGUACAACGAAAAAGGGA
Messenger RNA from Daphnia pulicaria, 901 nucleotides. RefSeq lists its product as uncharacterized. The transcript has 2 exons. The record is from RefSeq and is a predicted model, not a curated record. The coding region runs from base 1 to 885 and encodes 294 amino acids. Lineage: Eukaryota; Metazoa; Arthropoda; Branchiopoda; Diplostraca; Daphniidae.